AUGAAGUCCACUGCCAAGGAAUGGGUAGAAUGCUGCCCUGUAUGUCAGGCCAAUCGACGAGCAUGCCCCUACCAUUGCCCUAAAACCCUUGGAAGUCCCCCGUUCCCAUUCCACACAAUUUCCUAUGACUUCAUCACAGGGUUCCCUAAGUCAAAUGGUUACAAUGCGAUUCUAGUAGUUAUUGACUCUUUUUCCAAAUUCGGGCACUUUAUCCCAACCUUGAAGAAGGUCACAGCCAAGGGUCUGGCAGAUCUAUUUGUCAGCCACGUAUGGAAAUUGCACGGGUUACCAAUCAGAACCAUCUUGGAUAGAGGCACCACGUUCACAGGAAAGUUCCUUAGGGCACUCUACCUAAGAUUAGGAAUCAGACCAUUGUUUUCCUCAGCAUACCACCCAGAAUCCAACGCCGCGGAUCAUUCAGACUGGGCCACAUGGUUACCUUUGGCGGAGUACGCGUACAACAACGCCAAACACGCGUCCACGGGGAAGACACCCUUUGAGUUGGUCUAUGGAAGAAACCCAGUGAUGAAUCCCUCCAACGUACCAUCCAACGUGCCGGAAGCGGACCAAUUAGCAAAUACCUUGGCCAAUGAAUGGAAGGAGCUGAAUCCGCCCUCAGAAUGA
This is a messenger RNA of Rhizoctonia solani, 624 nucleotides long. RefSeq names its product Retrotransposable element Tf2 protein. Lineage: Eukaryota; Fungi; Basidiomycota; Agaricomycetes; Cantharellales; Ceratobasidiaceae. Gene Ontology annotation, biological process: DNA integration. Bases 1 to 624 code for a protein of 207 amino acids. Gene Ontology annotation, molecular function: nucleic acid binding. The transcript is spliced from 2 exons. The record is from RefSeq and is a predicted model, not a curated record.